Messenger RNA from Acanthaster planci (crown-of-thorns starfish), 1270 nucleotides. RefSeq names its product ATP synthase mitochondrial F1 complex assembly factor 1-like. Gene Ontology annotation, cellular component: mitochondrion. NCBI's taxonomy places the organism in Eukaryota, Metazoa, Echinodermata, Asteroidea, Valvatida, Acanthasteridae. Gene Ontology annotation, biological process: mitochondrial proton-transporting ATP synthase complex assembly. The record is from RefSeq and is a predicted model, not a curated record.
UUCAAUAUGGCAGCGCCCACGGUUCGUCAAAUUUUAACUCAGAGUGCCAGAAAUUCUCUCGUGUUUUCGUCGUAUAAGAAUAGAUUUACAACAGUGCAAAGUCCUUCGAAGCAACAUGGAAAGGAGGAACUAGAAAAGAACAAAUAUUUUGACAAAUAUGCAGAAAAAAUCAAGAAAGCACAAAGUUCCAAUCCCGACAAAUUUCAGUCCAAGUUACAAGAUAUGAUGGAAAUCAAGAAGGAGAAAAAAUGGCGGGACGAACUGGAACCUCCUAGACCUACUAAAUCCAAGAACAAAGUACAUGUACCAAAGCUGCUGAAGACAACUCAGAGUCCAUCAUCAACACAUGGUUUGGAUUCCAUCAUGAAGAUUGACAUGAUUCAAGACUUACCACGAGAGGAAAUUGAGAAAAUAUGGACUCAGUAUCACAUGAAGAAAGACUGCAUCAGUGCUGCCAUACCAGGAACAACAUACGAGAAGAUUUAUCAAACAGCACAAGAGAACCCUCUGUUCUUGUACCCACUGCCCAGGAAAGCUGGGUAUGAGUUCUACUUUGCUCAGUUUGAUAACAGCGACAGCUUCUACUUCACAUCUCUCAUCAACUACCAGGCUUAUCAGGAGAACUCUCCAAUACUACUAAGCAUGAAACACUUCACAGAGCUUCAGAAGGAGAAAGGUAUCGUCCUUAUGCGAGGGGAAAUGGACACAGAUUUAUUGAGCGUACAGGAUGCCCAGUUUUUAGCCAAUCAGCUGCAGCUUUAUUAUGCGACGGACAACUCAGACCGGUUGAAACUCCUGCGUACGUUCAACCAUCACCAGGACGAGUUCAAACAUAUGGAUGUCAUCACCAUGCUAGAGAGAAGCACCUUUGAGCUUCCCUCGGCAACUCCAAACAAGAAAGACUUAUGAACUGAUACCAAAAGGCAAACUGAUUUGAGCAGUUUUUAUACUGGUGGAUAUGAAUAUAUGGACCAGCCAAGAGGGCACUAGUGCUUAUGUUCAUGCCCUGAGUGAUUGAGAAUGAACAUACAGGCAUGUAAACUGCACAUUGGCCGAUAGAGGGAUUUCACAUUAGCGCCAUCUGCGCAUAUCCGCAUCAAAACCAAGGCUGUCUGUGUUGCAAUUCGUUGCGUGCGCCUGCGGAGUUGACACAGUACAUGCAGUAUCCGGUUCAUAAGUGUGAUGCCACUUCAGUUUAAACCACGCCCACUGCAGAUGCACGACCAUCGCAGGUAUGUUAGUUCCUGGUAAAUUGUCGUAGUUUUUUUUU